Messenger RNA from Phragmites australis (common reed), 2105 nucleotides. RefSeq names its product BTB/POZ domain-containing protein POB1-like. The transcript is spliced from 6 exons. Lineage: Eukaryota; Viridiplantae; Streptophyta; Magnoliopsida; Poales; Poaceae. The record is from RefSeq and is a predicted model, not a curated record. Gene Ontology annotation, cellular component: nucleus. Gene Ontology annotation, molecular function: protein binding. Gene Ontology annotation, biological process: response to red light. The coding region runs from base 215 to 1831 and encodes 538 amino acids.
GCCCCUCCACGGCUCCCCUUGUUCCAUUUCUCUUGUUCGGUCUCGUCUCGUCUCCUCCCGCGACUCGCUCGCUCCCGCAUCGCUAUAUCCUUCUCGAAGCUUCGGUAGGGUUACGGUUCGACCUCCGCAGGGCACGGCGAUGGCUGCGGCACCGGCGGGGGAAGAGAGGUGAGGCGAGGCGUGUGGUUGAUUGUAGGAGGAGGAGGAGGCGCGGAUGGACCCGGACUUCUCGCGGGCCAGCGGCGGUCCGAGCUUCGAGUUCGCCUUCAACUCGGUCAACUUCUCCGACCGGGUGCUGCGGAUCGAGAUCGUCGCCGGGGACGACGCCCCGGGGGCCAAGGGCGCCGCCGGCGAGGGCUGCUCCUCGCUCGCCGACUGGGCGCGCCACCGCAAGCGCCGGCGGGAGGAGCUCCUCCGCGGGAAAGAAUCUGGAAAGUACAUGUCAGACUCAGUAAACUGCAAAGUUGAAGCAGAAGAAUGUGAUACCUAUGAGGAAGGCAAUGAGGAGCCUGUAGCUAUGAUAGAAGAAGAAUUUCCACCUGAUAUUGGGCAAGAUGGUGAGGAUGGAGAAAGCAGCGACUCAUCCUGGAGUAUGGAGUGUACUCAGGUUUUGAGAGUAAAGUCUAUUUAUAUCAGUUCUGCAAUUCUUGCUGCAAAAAGCCCUUUCUUUUACAAGCUUUUCUCAAAUGGCAUGAAAGAAUCUGAUCAGAGGCAUGCGACUCUUAGAAUAACUGCUUCAGAGGAAAAUGCCCUCAUGGAGCUUUUAAGCUUUAUGUAUAGUGGAAAGUUAACGACGAAUCAGCCAACCCUUCUUCUGGAUAUCUUGAUGAUUGCUGACAAGUUUGAGGUCGUUUCGUGUAUGAGGCACUGCAGUCAAUUGCUUAGAAGCUUGCCUAUGACCACAGAGUCUGCACUGCUCUAUCUAGAUCUCCCCUCCAGCAUCUCAAUGGCUACCGCUGUUCAGCCACUGACUGAUGCUGCCAAGGAAUUUCUUGCCAGCAAAUACAAGGAUUUGACUAAGUUCCAAGAUGAAGCGAUGAACAUUCCUCUUGCUGGGAUUGAAGCCAUCCUAUGGAGCAAUGAUCUUCAGGUGGCAUCAGAGGAUGCUAUCUACGAUUUUGUGAUCAAGUGGGCACGUGCUCAAUACCCAAAAUUGGAGGAAAGGCGUGAGAUCUUGGCCACUCACUUGCUGCCCCUUGUUCGGUUCUGCUAUAUGACCUGCAGGAAGUUGCGGAAGGUCCUUGCAUGCAAUGAUCUGGAUCACGAGCAAGCAACUAAAUGCGUCACAGAGGCACUUCUUUACAAAGCUGAUGCACCACAUCGGCAGCGUGCCCUUGCUGCUGAUGUGACGACCUGUCGGAAAUAUGCUGAACGAGCUUACAAAUAUCGUCCACUUAAGGUGGUGGAGUUUGAUCGACCAUAUCCACAGUGCAUAGCGUACUUGGAUCUUAAGCGAGAGGAGUGCAGCCGACUUCAUCCAUCUGGACGGAUAUACUCGCAAGCAUUCCAUCUAGCUGGACAGGGUUUCUUCCUCUCAGCACACUGUAACAUGGAUCAGCAAAGCUCGUUCUAUUGCUUUGGUCUCUUCCUAGGGAUGCAAGAGAAAGGUUCAACAAGUGUUACCGUAGAUUAUGAAUUUGCUGCAAGGACAAGGCCAUCAGGCGAGUUUGUCAGCAAAUACAAGGGCUACUAUACCUUCACAGGUGGGAAGGCGGUUGGGUACCGGAAUCUCUUUGCUAUUCCAUGGCCAUCGUUUAUGGCUGAUGACAGCCUCUUCUUCAUUGAUGGAGUACUACAUCUGAGAGCCGAAUUGACUAUAAAGCAACCCUAGACAGCCAGUUGUUACUAACUGCACUUUGUGUUGUGGUGUCCAAAUCCGUGAAAUUACAAGGUGCAGUGUGAAAAAUCUAAUGUGAUUCAGACGUAUGUUUUUUUUACUCGCAUCUAGAUAGACAAUUUGAAAACGAGAACUGAAAUCCUUUUUGUUUUUACACCAAAAGAGGAUCGUGUCAUGUUCUGCACUGGCAUUGAACUGUGAAAAAUAACUCCGCUAAUAGAAGUGAUGAUGUAUUGGCUACCUUGGCUAAGAACUUGAGAUAUAGUCA